This is a messenger RNA of Aspergillus tanneri, 2262 nucleotides long. RefSeq names its product putative anaphase-promoting complex subunit Apc5 (gene APC5). The coding region runs from base 1 to 2262 and encodes 753 amino acids. Gene Ontology annotation, molecular function: protein binding. Gene Ontology annotation, cellular component: anaphase-promoting complex. The transcript has 8 exons. Gene Ontology annotation, biological process: protein K11-linked ubiquitination; anaphase-promoting complex-dependent catabolic process; positive regulation of mitotic metaphase/anaphase transition. The record is from RefSeq and is a predicted model, not a curated record. Lineage: Eukaryota; Fungi; Ascomycota; Eurotiomycetes; Eurotiales; Aspergillaceae.
AUGAGUCGUUAUCUGACCCCGUCCAAGAUUGCCUUGCUGUGUCUUGCCUCUAUCUACACUGAAGGAGUCGUCCCAAAUUCCUCUGCCAUCCAUGUCCUCUCAUUUCUGGUUGCAUGUCUAAGCCCGCUGGAUGGGAGCAAUCCUAAUCCUCCCUCGGGUAAUUGGGAGAAGCAGUCCUCCGUCUCCACCACGGACCUCGAAGAGGCACUCUCGACCCAGACAUCUUCCAUUCCAGGUCGCUCUAUUUGGGACCUGUUCCUCCGGAAAAUUUGGUCCAUUAACUCAUGCGACGCGUUAGAAGCCUUCUUCUCUGACGUCCCCGGUAUGCUUGUCAAGACACGCGAGGAGCAGAUCCGUGACAGGGAUAAUGGCUUAGCUCCUGACUCGAGCUGUAUACGUCUAUCCCGGUGCUCACCCUUGGGGGCGUUUGUGAGGAGAGCACAGCUGGAAUUUACAAGGCUGCAGUUUUAUGACUCGGUCAAGCUUUGGAAGGGCUUUGUUAAGUACCGGCUGCCGACGUACCGAGCGUGGGCCAGAAGAAAUCCACAAGAAGAGCAAGCCACAGUCGAUAUUAAUCUCCUAGAGCUCGGGUUGGAUACCAGGAGUCACCUCGCCCAGGUAGUCUAUGGCAAUAUUGAGGACGACUUGGAGGAUGAGCAGUACCUUAGUACCAAGGAUAUAGAACGUCUCCUUGAGUUUCAAAUUGGAGAGAUGCAAAAGCUUGGUGGAAGAGUUCCGGAUGGCAUGAAAAUGAAGCUGGAACAGAUUAUAGUAUCCGGUGCGACGCUACCAAACCUGGUGCACUAUCUAAGAUUUCUUGAUGCCUGGAGGGCUGGGGAUUACCCAUCAUCGUUUAACAAUCUCCAUCGCUACUUCGACUACACGAUGCACCGCCGGGACCGAGCGUAUCACGAGGCAGUAUCCGCAAUGCAAGAAGCUGUAUCCAUCGCCCGCGAAUUGUAUGAUUUAAACUGUCUGAACUUCUGCAUGAGCUGGUUAUAUCAUUUCGGUAAAGCAUUUCCAGAACAUAUGAAGGACGUGCAGAACACUGGUAUGCUUGGCAACGAGAAGGAAGGUCUGGCAUUUCUCAAGGCAAAGGCAAAAGACACAGAGAUGUGGAGUUUGCUGAGCACGACGCUUUUAAGUGAGGCUAGGCUCGAGCUGCAAAAUGGAGACUCUCUGGCGUCUACAAUCGAGAAUAUUGUCCGGGCGUCCCAUAUUAAUAUCACCAGAAACCUCGCGAACUUAAUGGGCCCGCUGCUCCUAUUGCAAGGAGUACUGUAUUCACGGAUAGGCGUCUCUCAUCUCUCAUGGCUGAGUAAUGAAAUCUUCAGCGAAUGCUAUGCAAACCGAUCACCAUUUGAAGAUUAUCUUAAGAACACAUUCCGUAAAUGCCAGCUGCUUGCACAACAAGGCCGUUACAAUGAAGUAUCAAACCUCAUGAACCAGAUCGCCCCGGAAAAGCUUCGCCCUUUAAAAACAAACCAGUACUGGAUAUUUUUCUCGGGAAUGUUACAACUGAAACGCCAGAUCUAUCGCAACGAUAUAGCAGCAUCCAAUUACCUCCUCUCCCAGCUUCAGGCCAUCCAGCUCCCAGACACCGACAUCUCGCAGCUCCUAUCUUUUAUCACUACUGAAUUCAUGAUCCGACAAGGCAACUACACCCGAGCGCUUGACAUCGUUGAGAAAACCGCCCAAUCCCUCCACCAAGAUAACUUUGAUGUCCACUUGCAGGUUAAACUCCUCUGCUUGAAGGCCCGAAUCCUCGAGAAAACCGGCCAGCCACAGCGUGGAUUCUCCCUGGCCAUGCGCGCCGCCAAUAUUGCCCACCGCGCCCGUCUCCUCCCCGGUCUCUGGGAAUCUAUCUGCGUGUUGUCUGGUGUUCUUCUGAGCUUGAAGGAGUUUGAGGCCGUCGCGGAAAUGGUCGAGAGUAUCAUGCCGCAGGUCCUGGAAUCUAAUGAUUGCGAGCUUGCGGCUCGGUCUUACUCACUACUUGUGGAUGCGAAUAUGGGUGUCGCAGGUAAACUCUGGAGUCAGGGACAGGGGUCCAGCACGACCGCCAACAAGGAAUAUAUAAAUAGGGCUCUGGGGUAUCUCGAUUGCGCAUAUGAACAAUACGAGGAGAUCAAGGAUAUCAGUGGACAGUGUGAGAUGAUGGCCAAGAAAGCCACGGUGAUGCAUCUGACAGGGGAUCCGGUUCUGGCGAAUGACUAUGCAGCCAAGUACCUGGACCUGCAAAAACAGAAUCGCUCGGAGAUGUAG